AUGGCAUUUCCAGCAAUAAAAGGCAGCCCGGGCAGGAGGUGGGGGCCACCAGACUGGGCUGGCCCGAGGGCUGUGAUGUCAUCGCUGGGAGUUGAGUAUGAAGACGCUUCGAAUGAGCCCGCAUUCCAGAUAGAAAUUCCCGACCUAUUGUUUUUCUGGAAAGACGUCCCUCGCGCUGGAGAGCACGGUCGUUAA
Prunus armeniaca (apricot) is the source of this 195-nucleotide messenger RNA. Lineage: Eukaryota; Viridiplantae; Streptophyta; Magnoliopsida; Rosales; Rosaceae. The record is from the annotation of a GenBank genome assembly.